This is a messenger RNA of Octopus sinensis (East Asian common octopus), 23265 nucleotides long. RefSeq names its product mucin-17-like. The transcript has 37 exons. Bases 70 to 22977 code for a protein of 7635 amino acids. NCBI's taxonomy places the organism in Eukaryota, Metazoa, Mollusca, Cephalopoda, Octopoda, Octopodidae. Gene Ontology annotation, molecular function: protein binding; calcium channel activity; calcium ion binding. Gene Ontology annotation, biological process: detection of mechanical stimulus. The record is from RefSeq and is a predicted model, not a curated record. Gene Ontology annotation, cellular component: membrane.
UUUGAAACAGACUGGAUAUGAUCUUUACGAUUGAAGAGACGUAAAAGACAAAAGCAAGAAAACUCCAUGAUGAAUUUUAAAAAUUUGAAUUGGUUAAUACUGAUAACACUAUCAGUGAUUAUUGGCAAUGAAGUAUCUACUGAACUUGAUGGGACAAGCGAGGAUGUGGAACCAGAAGAAGAAUUUCCUUCCAAAAUACCCCUAAAAUGGUUUAAACGAAAGAAGAGGUCUGUUGACGGAACACUUAUUUUGCAAAAUUCAACAUAUGCAGCUGUCAAUAGCUCAGUUCUUCAAACCGUCACUCCAGCUGGUAACGAGCUAAGUUCUAUAGGAACAACUGAAGAUGUUACUGUAGACCACGAGGAGAAUUAUCAGAGCAUUUCGUUGGAUUUAGCUACAAGGGAACUCAAUGUGACGCUCAACAUUAACUCUGUGAAUAACUAUGAGAUUACUUCACUGUCUUUCGAUUCAAGUAGUAUCGAUUUAGAAGUGAACGCAUCGAUCAAUCAGGGAAUGAACUCCACAGCAUCAACGCAUCGAGAAUCUAUUAAGCUUCGCACUACAAGUACAACGCCAACAUUGGAGGAGAGUAGCAUUUCUUCUAAAUUUUCUUACGGUUUAAGCCCACUAACUACACCUCAGAGUAAAUCAGAGAGCAGUAGUAGCGAAACAUUUCUUACAGAAUCGAGUGCUUACAAAAACAUUUCAGCUCCUGAUAUUUAUUCAAGUGAACAUUCAACAGUAUAUUCCUCUAAACGAUCAAACUCAAGCAAUAUUGAAGAUGAAUUUAUAGAUGCUACUAGCACAAAAUCAAGUCGUUUUACAGCAGAUGCAACCGUAAGUAUGGGAAACGGUCAUAAAAUUCAUAGUAGCACUGGGUUCAGCGAUAGUGUUACGACAGAUAUAGCAUUAGAUACAAGAAACGACGUUGUAAAUUCUACAGUCAAUGACCUCGAAAGCGUUUCACUAACAAAACCAACGAGUUCCCCACAAACUGCUUCUGUGUCCACUAUUGCUCAAGAUUCUCCAACAUUACAAACGAACGAUGAAGUUGCCAUAUCCCCUCAUUAUGAAACGAAUGAAAAUAGUCUAAAAACCAUAACUUAUUCUUCAACAGUCAUUGGGACCUCAGUCGAUAAUGGCUCAAAUAAUAUAACUUCUACCUUUCCAAAUAUCCCCACAACAAACACUUACACAGCAAGUUUUACUGAGAAUAACAACCCCUUGACAACAACAUCAGUUAGCGAUAUUGCAAGUAACAUAAAUAAAAAGACAGCUUCGAUAGGUACUCCAUCAGAAUUUUACACUUCAACGAAACUCUCAACUGAUGGGGAACUUACUAACGAAUCAGUGUUUAAAUCUGACGAACCACAUGAUUGGACGGUGUCAAGUUCAACUGAAACAGCUAAUACACAAGCAGAAUUUACUCCAAUAUUUCCUCAAAAUACUAAUCCAACAAAUAUAUUGGUCUCUGUUUCGGCGAAUCAUAUAAACGUUGCUACUUCCCCUACUAUAUCGAAAGCAAGUGUCACUCCUCUCGAGUUAGAAACAACAACAGUCCACUUGCCAGAUAAAAGUACUACAAGCUCUUUACAAACAGAAUCUAAUGAUAAUACCAUUACUCUGACAUCGCAAUUCACUCCCAACAGCUUAACUGAGAGCAAAUUGACUGAGUCACCCACUGAGAUCAUUAUUUCUGAUAAAACAAGUGAAACCCCAAUCUACAGCUCAGAAAUUGGAUCAACGUCAAUGGAAUAUAUACUUAUGACUGACGAUAACAUCCUUAUAAAAACUGAUGAUUCGAACGAUAUAUUAACCAGAGAUUCAAUGUGGCUAACAUCAACAAAUUUAAAUGGCGAUUCAUCAACAACUGGUGUCUCACUUCACAAAGAUAUUGGAUUUCAAUCAGCUCAAACACUAGAAACAACGAAAGAAUUAACAUAUGACAAAAGCACUGUACAAACUACACCAGCAUACAAGACUGAAAUAGACUUAACAGCUACUACCUCUCCAGAUUUGGGUCUAAAAUAUCCCAACACAGCAAAAACAGAAACUGAAUCGGCGACUGUUUUAGAAACAGCAACAAUAAAAUUAAUUGGGAACUCGACAUUUUCGCUGUCUGAUAUGGAAACGACGGAUCAAGUUGAGACAACACACAUAGCUUUAGAAAAUGCUCUUGAAAUGAAGACAAAUACUUAUUCUGUUUUAGAAGUGUCUACAAACCAACAUCAAUAUGUCAGUCCUAAUGGUACCACCCCAACUGAAGGAGAUAAUUCUACAAAAACAACAAAUUUGGAUCAACGUUCACAUUCAGUUGAAGUUACAUCGAUGCAUGAACAUUCUUCCCAACAACACAAUGCAUUCAGCAGUGCAGAAACUAGUCAUACAUUGACUACAUCAACUCAACUGGCAAUUGUUACGACAGAAAAUCAGGCAUUGUAUACUACGACACCGGUGAAUAAUGUUUCGUUUCAAACAGACCUGCAAGCCUCAGCUGAAAUAACACUAGAAAAGGAAAAUACAACUGAGAUAAUAACAGCAGAAAAAGCAGCAACAGCAACAACAGCAGCAAUAGUAACAAAAGCAACAACAGCAGAAGCAACAACUGAAACAACAGUAGAAGUUACACCAAUAGGAAAAACAUCAGCGGUAGUAGAAACUGAAGUAACAACGAUGGGAACAACAAUUGCGGAAACAGAAGUAACGACAUUGGAUUCAACAACAGUAGUAACAUCAGACACAAAAGUAGUAAAAGAGGCAACUACAGCAGUACCGACCAAUAUCACGACGACGACAACUGCCACCACUACUACCACAAUAACAGAGCCAUUAGAAAGGGCAAGUGACAUAGUGGAGACACCAGCACAAACAGCAAUAACGGCAACUGAAUCCUCAAUAGCAACAAUGACGGCAGAAUCAAUUGAAACAGCAACUGCAGCAACAAGAACAACGGAACUUCCAACAGCAGCAGUAGCAACUACGAUAAAUACAGCAGCAAUAGAACUAGUAAAUGCAACAGAAGAAGCAUCUGCAACAGCAUCAACAACGUCAGUACUAACAGAUGUAUUAUCAACAGUAAGAACAAUGAUUACAGAGCCAUUAGGUGAAACAACAACAGAACAAUCAACACCACUACCCCAAUCACCGAAACUAACAACUACAACAGCAACAACAACAGGACUUGUAGAAACAUCGCCACUAACCACAGCGAAAACAACUACAGCAAAAGCAACUUUAUUGGCAACACAUCUAUUAAAAUCAGCAGCAACAACAGCAGAGCUACGGUCACCGCCACAGCCAAAUUAUAACACAACAGCAAUACCAACAGAACUCACAAGUGCAACAAGAAUGGAACCAACAAUGCCAGAUGCAACAACAGCAGCAGAAUCGCGACCAAAAACAUUAGUAACAGUAGCGGAUACACAAGUAACAACAACAAUGUUAGAAACAAAAGUAGAUUCAGAUCCACAACCACAAUCUGCAACAACAACAACAAAAUUAGCAAUAGCUGGGGAUCUACAAACAACAGCAACAACAUUAGCAGUAGCAGCAACGACAUUAUUAGGGAUAGCAACAGAUGCUCAAACAACAGCAAAAACAACCUUAGCAAUAGCAGCAUCAACGAUAUUAGCAGCAGCAGCAGCAGCAGAAAAUACGCAGCCCACAGAAACAACACUAGCAACAACAGCCGAGUUACAGUCAACAGCAGCCGAGCCGCAAUCAACAGCAGCCGAGCCGCAAUCAACAGCAGCUGAUCCACAAUCAAUAGCAGCCGAGUCAAAAUCAACAACAGCCGAGCCACAGUCAACAACAACCGAGCCACCAUCAACUGUAGCCGAGCCGCAAUCAAUAACAGCUGGGCCACAAUCAACAACAGCCGAGCCACAGUCAACAACAACCGAGCCACCAUCAACUGUAGCCGAGCCGCAAUCAAUAACAGCUGGGCCACAAUCAACAACAGCCGAGCCACAAUCAACAGCUGCCGAGUCACAAUCAACAGCUGCCGAGCGACAGUCAACAACAGCCGAGCCACAAUCAACAACAGCCGAGUUACAAACAACAACAUCCGAGCCACUAUCGACAACAACCGAGUCACAGUCAACAACAGCCAAGCCACAAUCAACAACAACCGAGUCACAGUCAACGACAGCCGAGUCACAAUCAACAGCAACCGAGCCGCAAUCAAUAACAGCCGAGCCACUAUCAACAACAACCGAGUCACAGUCAACAACAGCCGAGUCACAAUCAACAACAGCCGAGUCACAGUCAACGACAGCCGAACCACAAUCAACAGCAGCCGAGUCACAAUCAACAACAGCCGAGCCACAAGCAACAACAGCCGAGUCACAAUCAACAACAGCCGAGCCACAGUCAACAACAGCCGAGACACAGUCAACAACAUCCGAGCCACAGUCAACAACAGACGAGUCACAAUCAACAACAGCCGAGUCACAGUCAACAACAGCCGAGUCACAGUCAACAACAGCCGAACCACAGUCAACGACAGCCGAGCCACCAUCAACAGCAGCCGAGCCGCUUUCAACAACAGCCCAGCCACAAACAACAACAGCCGACCCACAGUCAACAACAACCGAGUCACAGUCAACAACAGCCGAGUCACAAUCAACAACAGCUGAUCCACAGUCAACAACAGCCGAGUCACAGUCAACAACAACCGAGCCACAGUCAACAACACCCGAGUCACAAUCAACAACAGCCGAGCCACCAUCAACAGCAGCCGAGCCGCUUUCAACAACAACCGAACCACAAUCAACAACAGCCGAACCACAAUCAACAGCAGCCGAGCCGCUUUCAACAACAGCCGAGCCGCAAACAACAACAGCCGAGUCAGAGUCAACAACAACCGAGCCACAGUCAACAACACCCGAGUCACAAUCAACAAUAGCCGAGCCACCAUCAACAGCAGCCGAGCCGCUUUCAACAACAACCGAACCACAAUCAACAACAGCCGAACCACAAUCAACAGCAGCCGAGCCGCUUUCAACAACAGCCGAGCCGCAAACAACAACGGCCGAUCCACAGUCAACUGCAGCCGAGUCACAGUCAAUAACAACCGAACCACAAUCAACAACAGCCGAGCUGCAGUCAACAACAGCCGAUGCGCAAUCAACAACAGCCGAACCACAGUCAACAACAGCCGAGUCACAAUCAACAACAACCGAGCCACAGUCAACAACAACCGAGCCACAGUCAACAACAGCCGAACCACAGUCAACGACAGUCGAGUCACAAUCAACAACAGCCGAGUCACAAUCAACAACAGCCGAGCCACAAUCAACAACAGCCGAGCCACAAGCAACAACAGCCGAACCACAGUCAACAACAGCCGAACCACCAUCAACAGCAGCCGAGCCGCUUUCAACAACAACCGAACCACAAUCAACAACAGCCGAACCACAAUCAACAGCAGCCGAGCCGCUUUCAACAACAGCCGAGCCGCAAACAACAACGGCCGAUCCACAGUCAACUGCAGCCGAGUCACAGUCAAUAACAACCGAACCACAAUCAACAACAGCCGAGAUGCAGUCAACAACAGCCGAUGCGCAAUCAACAACAGCCGAACCACAGUCAACAACAGCCGAAUCACAAUCAACAACAACCGAGCCACAGUCAACAACAACCGAGCCACAGUCAACAACAGCCGAACCACAGUCAACGACAGUCGAGUCACAAUCAACAACAGCCGAGUCACAAUCAACAACAGCCGAGCCACAAGCAACAACAGCCGAACCACAGUCAACAACAGCCGAACCACAGUCAACAACAGCCGAGUCACAAUCAACAACAGCCGAGCCACAGUCAACGACAGCCGAACCACCAUCAACAGCAGCCGAGCCGCUUUCAACAACACCCGACCCACAAACAACAACAGCCGAGCCACAGUCAACAACAACCGAGUCACAGUCAACAACAGCCGAGCCGCUUUCAACAACAGCCGAGCCACAAACAACAACAGCCGAGCCACAGUCAACAACAACCGAGUCAGAGUCAACGACAGCCGAGCCACCAUCAACAGCAGCCGAGCCGCUUUCAACAACAGCCGAGUCAGAGUCAACAACAACCGAACCACAAACAACAACAGCCGAACCACAAUCAACAACAGCCGAUGCGCAAUCAACAACAACCGAUCCACAGUCAACAACAGCCGAGUCACAAUCAAUAACAGCUGACUCACAACCAACAACAGCCGAUCCACAGUCAACAACAGCCGAGCCACAGUCAGCAACAGCCGAGUCACAAUCAACAACAGCCGAACCACAAGCAACAACAGCCGAUCCACAGUCAACAGCAGCCGAGUCACAAUCAAUAACAGCCGAUCCGCAGUCAACAACAGCCGAGUCACAAUCAACAACAGCCGAGUCACAAUCAAUAACAGCCGAUCCACAAGCAACAACAGCCGAGCCACAGUCAACAACAGCCGAGCCACAAGCAACAACAGCCGAGCCACAGUCAACAACUGCCGAGUCACAAUCAAUAACAGCCGAUCCACAGUCAACAACAGCCGUGCCACAAUCAACAACACCCAAGCCACAUUCAUCAACAGCCGAGCGACAGCCAACAACAGCCGAACCACAGUCAACAACAGCCGAGUCACAAUCAAUAACAGCCGAGUCACAGUCCACGACAGCCGAACCACAAACAACAACAGCCGAACCACAAUCAAGAACAGCCGAGCCACAAACAACAGCAGCCGAGUCACAGUCAACAGCAGGCGAGUCACAAUCAACAACAGCCGAGUCACAAACAACAACAGCCAAGCCACAAACAACAACAGCCGAACCACAAUCAACAACAGCUGAGUCACAAUCAACAACAGCCGAGUCACACUCAACAACAGCCGAAUCACAGUCACCAACAGCCGAGUCACAAACAACAACAGCCAAGCCACAAUCAACAACAGCCGAACCACAGUCAACAACAGCUGGACCACAAUCAACAACAGCCGAGCCAUUAUCAGCAACAGCUGAAGAACAAUUAACAACAACCCUAAUAACAUUAGCAACGGAAGCGGAUUCACAACUACCACUGACUACUACACUACCAACAAAUACACCAUCAACACCAGUGAUAACAAUAUCAACUUUAAAAACAUUAACAACAGCAGCGGAUCCAGAAUUAACAAUAACAACAUUAGCAACAACGCUGGAUUCGCAAUCACCAUCAUCAACAGUAUUUUCAACAGCAGCGGACCAACAACAACCAACAAUAACAGCAUUGGUGACAGUUACAAAUUUGCAUUCAACGACAACGGAAACUACAAACAUAGAUACGCAAUCAGUAACAUCAGAGGAUCCAUUACUAGCAACAACAUUAGCAAUAGCAGAAGAAUCACAAUCGAAAACAACAUCGGAAGUAACUACUACAAUAGCAACAGAAACUAUGACUACAUCUGUUUCAGAAAUAGCGGGAACAGAAUCAACUAUAGCAACACUAACACCUACAAUCGAAGAGGAAAUAGCAAUAGAUACAACCAACACAUCACCAGCAGAAACAUCAUCAGUAGUAAGUAGAGUUACGACAUUAAUAGCAGCAACUGAUACAACCACUGAAGCAACUACUGUAGCAAUAGCAACAACAACACAAGGAAAUACCUCGGUAAGAGAAAUUACAGUAAGUGAACUUCCACCAGUAACAACAUUAGCAACAACGGACCCACAAUCAACAACGGUAGACGAAUCUCCACCAGUAACAACAUUAGCAACAACGGACCCACAAUCAACAACGGUAGACGAAUCUCCACCAGUAACAACAUUAGCAACAACGGACCCACAAUCAACAACGGUAGACGAAUCUCCACCAGUAACAACAUUAGCAACAACGGACCCACAAUCAACAACGGUAGACGAAUCUCCACCAGUAACAACAUUAGCAAUAACAAACCCACAAUCAUCGACACCUUUUGCAACGGAAUCAUCCCUAACAUCAAUAAUAAGAACAAGAGGGGUAACAACCCUAACUGAAUCACCAACGUCAUCCUCUGCCGUCACCGCUUCUCUCUCCUCCUUAUCAACAUCACAAACAGAAGAAAGCACCACAAUAGCAGUUGUAACAGAAGCAAGUACUGGAGCUGAUAUAGCAACACAAGCAACCACCACAUCAAUAGGAGUAAAUGACACACUCACCACAGCAACAACUGCAACUGAAGCGACAGUUAUAACAACAGAGACAACCUUUACAGCAAUAGAAUCAACAGAAUCAGCUACCACGGAAGCAGCAGAAACAGCAGAUGUAAUUUCAACCACAACAGUAACGCCAGAAGAGACUACUGCAACCACAACAAGCACAUCAAAUACAAACGACAGUACCAAUGAUAUAACACAGAUAAUUACCAGUGGUACGACAUUGACCAGUGUUGGUGAUAUGACAGAGCCAGAUGUCAGUAGUGGGACACAUGUACAAUUUAAUAGUACUAGUGGAACAAACGCCAUGGAUUUGACAGAGGGAAGCUUCGAGAGUACGACACCACUACAUCUAAAUGGUGUGUCUGGAAUUAACACCGAUAGCACGACGCAGAACAUUGACCAUGAUAACACAAAAACAAUCCUCAACGAUGACAGCACGACAGUGACCAAGAUGCUUAGUUCAAUACAAAGCAAUACUGUCGAUAGUAUAACGCAAACAAAUAAGGUGACUAUAUUAACGACAGCACACUCUAUAAUUCAUCAGAAAAGCGUAGAACGUCGACAGCUGAACGGUGUGGUGCACAUAGCAGAGGGACUGGAAUGGCAACCUGAGUUAGAAGAUGAACAUUCUGAAGAAUUUAAACAGACAUCGAAAAUCGUGUUGGAUAUGUUAACGACGGCCAUCAAAAAUAGUCAGCUGCGGGACGGUUUCGUUAGUGUUCGUAUAAACGGAUUCAGUCAAGGCAGUGUUAAUGUGAACUUUACAGUUGUCUUAGAAGAAAAUACCACAGAGGCAGACAACACCAACGGUUCUCAAGUAAAUACGAGUCUGUCUUCUGAGCAAAUUGGAGAAAUUCUCAUUCACGUCCUGCAUAAUGCAUCAAACACAGGAAACCUCACUAUUGAUGUAAACCAGACAAGUGUCAUCGAAUAUCACCUGGUGACAUGGUUACCGACGGAGAUUUCAACAAAACAAAAUCAUGUGACUGAAACUUUAUUCCCAACUACUUUUGAAGGAAAUAUAACUUCUUCGGGUAGUGCAAUUCCGUCAACUGAUGGACUUUCUACAAGCAGUUACAGCGAGGAAGAAUUAUUCAAUGCAAGCACUCCGAGAGUGGAACUCAGUUCUGUACAGACUGUGGCAUUAAACAGCAGUGAUGUAACGACGCCGCCAGUGCAAAUUAAUGAGUCACUUCCCGAGAGUAUAUUACUGCAAUAUAACACGACUAUCACCGAAUCUUCAUUAUAUGUAGACACGACCAUUCAAAGUUAUUUGAUGACUACACUUGAACCAACCUAUUACACUUCUAUUCUCACUCCUUUUUCUUCUUUAUUCCUUUCACAAACGACUUCUUCCUUUCCUCUCUCUCCACCCUCUUCUUUGUCCUUGUCCUUCGCCUCCUCCAUCUUAUCUUUAUCAUUUCUAUCAUCCCCAUCAUUAUCAUUAUCAUCAUCAUCACCACCAUCAUCAUCAUUGAUUUUAACUCCCCAAUCAACAUUACUGCUUUCGGAGGACCAAAAGCAAACGUUGGACGUUUCUUUAGAAUCCAGUUUAUACCUUCAUACAGUGACAAAUGUUUCUAAUCAGUUGAAUUUACCAUCGGUAUCCACCAUUAAUCGUUCCUCGCUGUUUUCUACUGUCCAUCCGGUUUCCUUAACUAACAUGUUAACUACUCAGCCUACCAGUGUUUAUUUCAAUAGCUCUAAAGUAGAUCAAGAUAUAUCAACAUCACAAACAGCCCAUCCGAUAACUUACACUACAGAAAAUUAUUCUGAUACGAAAACUGCAUUUUCGUAUCUCGAAACAGUAACAGAAAUCAUUAAAUCAUUAGAAAUUACGUCUAGCAUAACUUCUUUAAAUAAUGAUUUCAGUGAAUCUUCUUUCCAGCCAGCACUUGAAUCGUCAUAUUUUACACAAGAAUGGAGCUCUGCCAAUCUAAAUCCUUCUUUAAACCAGUUAUCCGUGGCAACAAUCUCCACAAGUAAUAGCUUUACAACGUUACCUACAAAUCAAAUGAGUGAAUCUCUAUCCAUAAAUUCAGCAGAGACUGGUCUUUCCACAUCAGAUGAUUACACAAUAAGUUCAAGCCAAUUAAUCGCGGAUUCCAGCGAAAGUUUUACUGAUUCUGGGAGUAUUUUGAUGUCGUAUUUUGAAAAUGAAUUUGCAACCAGCCUGCUUACAGUUAUCCCCAGUAUCACCAAUUCUAAAUCGGGCCAGCUAUUGACGCAGUUUACAUCUGAAGACCAAGUAAUACUUACUCCCAGUAACACAAUUGAUUGGACUUCAUACACAUCUGGGAAAUUGAUUUCAAGUAAUCCAAGCAGUCAGUUUAUUAGUAGCUUGUCCAGUAAUAUAAUAAACUUCUCUCAAGAAUUUAAUGCAUCCUUGAAACUGACAUCCGGAAUUGUCUGGCAACCGGAAUUACUCGAUAAGACAACAUCCCAGUAUAAAGAUGCUGAGUUACGAGUAUGGGAAUUUAUAAAUGCUGUUUUUGAUGGGAGCAAAUUGGCGGGCACCAUAAAACGAAUACGAAUACAUGGCUUCCGUGAAGGAAGUGUUGUUGUUGACUUCGAAGUUUUGGUCAAUGGAAGCAGUACUAAUGAGCAAUCUAUUAAAGAGGAGUUCGUAACAUCUUAUAACAAUUUGAAUAACCCAGAGUUUGGUAUCGAUAGCCAACAAAUUAAUUUUACUGAUUCAAUGUCAUUGCUUGCUACACACUUGACUUCAAACUUUUAUGAUUCGUCGGACAUUUCAACAUCUAAUUCAUUACAACACCAAACUGCUGUUACGCAGGAAAUCGAAACUUCUACAUUUUCUCCUCAAGUGAGUUUCACAGGAGAUAAAAUUUCAUCGUUUAUCAGUGAAACGUUAAUGCUUACAACAGAGCAACUGAGUGUCACAUUGCCUUCUUUGUCUGUCAAUCCUCCUCAAGACACGCCAUCUUUCUUUAUCAGUCCAUCUCAAGUUACACCACCUUUAUCUCUUACUCAUUCUCAAGCUAUUUCUAAUACAAUUCAUUCACAAUAUACGACUCCAGAUGCUACUAGUUUUUGGUUUGAAACUACUAAUGAACCAAUAACUUCAGUCAUAAAAGCGAGCAGUUUAUCGGAAGUUUUCCAGUCAAGUUCAAGAUCCCAUUAUGAGUCAUUGAGCAUUGCAAGCAAUUUGGAAGGCAUAACUUCAAGUGUUAUCGAAUCCCAAGAGAGCUCUAUUGACUACAAAAGUAACUCGAACAUUAGUCCAGCUUCUCAAGAGACGGCAGCAGAUCACGUCCCUCGAAGUACUUUACAAAAUACUGAAGCCAAUAGCACUGAAUUUCCUCUUGAUUCAUCUCCUAUAUCACUGGAUACAACAUCGGUUGUAAUAACAAAUGCCAUUAUUUCCCAGGAUAAAAGUUUUUCAAGUAGUCCUACUCAAACUGACUCACUGGAUUUUACAACAAGCUAUUCUGCAGACCAAUAUUUUUCAAGUAUUGAAGCUAUUAAAAGUUUACUAUCAGUUUCAACUAACGAGAUUAUUCGAACAAGUUCAUUAGUAUCCUUGACCGAUGCAUAUUCAUCUUUAUCGAUGUGGUAUUCGAAUGACGUUGCACAAACCUACAGUUCAUCAUUGAUCAGUACAUUCGCAGAAACUGUGGGUACGAGCAGUUCGAAAGCUGAAUCAAGUUUAUUCAAUCUAGACUUCUCUUCCACUUCUCUGUCUGUUGAUAUGUCUUCAAAAAGCCAAUCACUAUUAUAUCAUAGUCUGCUGCCCAGUACAAUGUUAUCAGUAGAAAAUACUCCAUCAUUUAUACCUGUUACUUCCAUUGUAGAAACAAAUGGCUUUUCUUCGUCCAUUUUUCUAUCUAUAUUAUCAAUAUCUUCAACUACAUCUAAAAUUCUAUCUGAAAUAUUUACAAGCAGCCCGUUACAGCCAUCUGAUGCGUUAACUCACCUUAUUACUAAAAGCAGUAACUUUGAAACACAGUAUACAGAAAACAUUGGGUCUACAUCUAAUUCCAACAAUGCAGAAGGUUCAGCAAGUUUGUUCAUUCAAACCUCUUCAUAUAACCCAGUGACAUCAACAAACAUUAGUGCUUUAAAUAUAUUGAAUACAGAAAGUUUGAUUAGUCACAGCUCUAUAUUACCUUUUACUAAUCUAAAAAUUAGUAGUUUAACAACUUAUGUAGCUGAAAGUCUACCGAGUUUCGUGAGUGAUUUACACAUACACUCUUCUGAAUAUCAAAGUAUUGACUCAUUUUCCUAUGUAUCGUUCCUGUCUACUAACAGUGUCAGUAACUCUCCACUAACUACAAUAUAUAUGAACAGUAAAAAUUCCCUGGAAACAAAUUUAUCUUACCUGCCUACAAACUCGGGUUUAUUUUCUCUAGCUUUUCAGUCGACAACACCUAAUAUAAUCAGCAGCACACGAUUUCAAACAGUUGAAGACGUGUCUGCCAGUUCUGUAUCACCAGUAAUAUCUGAAGGAGUCUCACAAUUAAUCACAGAUGAAUAUUUUACGCAAAGUUCUCAAUAUGCCACACCUAUAUUUAGUCGUUAUGCUACUAGUGGAUGGGAAUUGUCAAAUAGCAUUGACAGUACAGUAGAACAUUUUGAAAGAAGUGUUUCAUUACAGACUUUUGUAGACGUUUACUCUUCAGUGUUCAGCAGUCAAACAGAAAGAACUGAUGAAUACAAUACCACAGUGCAAAAUUCGGUUUCAAAUCCUGAUACCACUCUAACGGUGUUGUCAACUGUCUAUUUAAAUAACAUAACAAAUUCAAACGACAUAACUUUAUCUGUAACAGUUGGAGAAUCAGGAAUACAAUCGGAACUACUAAAUUCUUUUGAAAACAGUUUGCAGCAAAAAUCUUCUGUUAAUAUUCUCCAAUCAGAAAAUGCGUCGGAAUCCAGUCAGCUUUAUAUGGAGAAAACAUUAUCUGUUAACAAUUUUCUAACUGAUUCUCUUGGUAGUUUCUCCUCUGGAGACACAAAACAGCUAACUACCUUACAGCUUACCGAAAAGACUCAAAUGACGAGAGAUUUUAGUUUCCAAACCGGAAGUAAUGAACUGAUGUAUACUUCACCUUUCACCAGUACUGACGAAUCUCAGCAAUCAAUGACUGACUAUUUGACCCCCAGUUUUGAGUCAAAUUUAAUGUCAACAGUUGUUGCAUCUCAGCCAGUAUAUGAAACUGAAUUUUCUUCGAUAAGCAUCAUACUUAGUAUAAACUCCAACAUCAAUUCCCAGCCGGUUACAAGUGGUUACCUCACUAAUAAAUUUUCCACUGCGAUAAAUACAGCUCCAUACUCCGUUGGAACUCAGCAGCUCUACGCUUCAAGUGAAUUUCUCUCAAAAACAAGAAUUAUUGACAGUUUUAGUGAUUUUGCUACGUUACACUCAGAGAACUCUCAGAAUAAUUUUAAAUCGGCCGAAUUUAGCAGUUCAUUCCGAUUGGGAAGUGAAGAUUUUGCAAGUAAUACUUCACUAUCGGUUUUAGAAAUUCUUCCCACAAUUACAACCACUAAUUUACCACAAGAAACAAAACACUUUACCGAUGUCGACGAAUGUUCAAAUGAGACAAGUUGCGGCAUUAAUUCGAUAUGUAUGAACACACGUGGUAGUUAUCAGUGUGAAUGCAAAACAGGAUAUAAGAAAGUUGGAGACAUUUGUCAAGAUGUUGAUGAAUGCGCCACAGGUGGACAUAACUGCCCUCAAAUAUCAACGUGUAUUAAUACAGGGGGGUCGUAUCUCUGUAAAUGUUUCUCAGGUUACGAAGAUGUCGCGGGUAACUGCAUAGAUAUUGACGAGUGUCAGGAAAAUAUUUGUCCACUUCACUCUGAUUGUAUCAAUACAGAAGGCUCAUACAGUUGUCAAUGCAAACUUGGUUACUAUGAAAUCAGAGAAAAUAGAUGCUCAGCAAUACAAUUAUUUAAAGCUUCUAUUGAAAUACUUGAACUGGAAGGCACUCCGGUUACGUUUACAAACGUGAUGAACACUUCAACCUCCCCAAGCUACCAAACUAUUACACGUCAUAUAAAGUCAUUGAUUAACGAGAAUGUGAAUCAAACAGUGGCCGGAGAACACUACCUUGAUGUAAAAAAUUUAUCAGUAACAGACGGAAGCAACGUGGUCAGUGUUCUCCUUUAUUUUACCCCGGAUCCUGCGCUGACAGUCAACGACGCUGCCAAAUUAUUGUUGCAAGCAAAUAACAGCCAACAACUACAAAUAGGUUUCAUAAUAGGCUCGAACGAAACGCAUAUCUUUGAUGUGAACGAGUGCAACAUUCCGAAAAUCCAUGAAUGUUCUAAAAAUGCAUACUGUAAUAACACUGUCGGUUCAUACACCUGCACCUGUAAGGGAAAUUUCAAUGAUAUUUCAAGUACAUUUCUAUAUAAACCAGGACGUAUUUGUGAAAAUAGUACUAACCAAUUUCUGGAUCCCAUUCGAAGCGUGACUUUGAAAACUAAACAGCAAGUUUAUAAAACUGAUGAAAUCAUCGAAUUUAUUGUUACCUCAAAUCAAGGCUCGCAUUUGUCAUACACGCUUAACUAUGGCGACAACCACAGUGAAACUACUGUCAGUCAAAGUAUUUUAGCAUCACAGAUUGUUUUUAAACAUAGUUAUAACGACGUGGGAACUUUUCAUGUUAACAUCACAGCUUGGAACGAUGUUAGUUCAGCGUCCAACACAAAAGAGAUUUUAGUGCAGCGGCCUCUUCCGGAUUUUCAUUUGCAGAUUGAAGAUGUUCAUUCUAAGUUUAUUAACAUUCAUCAGAAACGUUUUCUUCUUUCUUUCAAAAGUACAAUUUAUCAAAAUAUUGUUCACGACAUAAACAUCCAGUGGAUAUUUGAUGAAAAUACUGCUCAACAUGAUUAUAUUGCAAACAUGAAAAGUAACGUUAGUCUAAUGAUCGAGCGAGCUUUUGCACCGGGUGUCCACAAUAUUACUGUCAUAUGCACCAACCAACUAAGCUCUAGAGUUUUACAAGAAAUCUUUAUAAUCAAUGAACCAAUAUCUGGCAUUACUGUAUCAACAGAAAAACAUUACCUAAGACCAUCUGAAAUUUACAACCUGAAGAUUGAAACCAAAUCAGGCAGUAAUAUAACUUACUCGGUUUUUGCUAAUGGUGAAUUAUUGAAGCAAAUAUUUCCUCUUAACUGGAGUACAGGAGUAACUUUGAAAAAUAUCAGUGUAGUUUUAAUGGCUGUUGGCCACUACAACAUUUGUGUAAGAGCAAGCAAUGAUGAAGGAAAUGUCAGUGCCCAACUUAAAAUUGUUGUCCUUAACCCAGUUCAGAAGUUAUCAAUUACAGUGAACAAGAAAAUAAUUUUACCGAUUCAAGAUUUAUUUAUAUCGAUUUCUUAUCAUGAGCCUUCUGGCUCUCCAACGGAUGUUAAUUGUCUUCCCAUUGUUAAGAAAAUACAAUUGAGAAAGGCUUAUACUGACAUGAUCGGUAUCAAUCAGGCUCUGGAGUUUUCAAGAGCCUGGCCGAAUGAUCUUCUUGGUAAUACAUCUAUAACAGUUAAUUGCAGUAACGCACUGAAUAGCCAGCUAUUAUCAACAUGGGUAGUCGCCCAAGUUGGUAUUACUGGGGUGAAUGUAACAGCAGAUAAAUAUUUUGUAGCUCUCGAUGAAAUAGUGCAAUUAAAAUUCACUGUUGAAUCUGGUUCCAACGUUUUUUAUGAAUACAUCAUUUACAAUAUCUCUACAAACUCAUCAGAAUAUCUAAUUAGAAAACCACUGCAGAUAGAGGUAAGCAAAUCGUUUUCCUUUCCAGGAGGUUAUCCGGUCUAUUUUCAAGUGAUAAAUGAUGUUUCAGCUUAUAAUACCAGCGCCACCAUAUGGGUGUUGGAAGAAGUAAAUGAUCUGGAACUCACACACUAUUACAGUCUUUCUGACAGUAAACAAAUAAUUAGAGGUGGUCACGGUAGCUUAAACAAUACUUACCCAUUAGAAAGGAACAUAACAUUUGUCGCCACGACCAGCAAGGGUAACAGACUGAAAUACACAUGGAAUUUAGAAAAGUCAAGUGAAAUCAUAACAGAACAACCGUCACUAAGUCAUAGAUUUACAUCACCAGGUAUUUACAGAGUUAGUGUAAACGCCAGCAAUGCUCUGUAUUACAAAGUUAGCUAUUCAGAUAUAGAAAUCCAACAAAUUAUACAAAUAAAGUCAUUUACAAACGACGGACCUAAAGUACCUACAUUACCAAUCAAAUUUACUCUAGCUUUUUUUAAAGUUGGUACAAAUUCUUGCUUUUCUUGGGAUAUGGCAGAUGGGUCACCAUAUCAUGAAACUUGCAUAAAUGCACCACUUGAUUCUCAUAUUAGUUCAUCCUCACAACAGAUAACCCAUUCACACAUUUACCAAAUAAACGGAACGUUUUUGGUACGUGUGAAUGUCUCUAACUCGGUUUCGGUACGUUCCGUUGAACAGUUAGCAAUUAUUUCAAGCGUCAGUUGUGAAUACCCUAUUGUACGAAUCCAAGGCGCAGAUCGAAAUAUUGACAGCCCAAAAUAUCAUUUACGAUCAGAUUGGAUACUAUUACAAAGCACAGCCGAUUUGGUUUGUGAAACAACUAGUGAUGCUGAUUAUAUUUGGAAGGUUGAACGUAUUCUGCCAGGAGAUACUUAUUUAAAUCGAAUCUAUACCCCUUAUAAAACUUCGUCAGAAGCCACCUAUAAAUUCAGAUUACUGUUCAAACCAUUGACUUUUGAACUUGGAAACUACAAGAUAUCGUUAAAUGUUUCGAUAGGAAAUGUUAAAGGAUUGUAUAGCGCUGAUUUUUCAUAUCUGGCAAUAAAAGCGUCUCCUCUUGUCUCUCAGAUUCAAGGAGGAAACUUGAGACGAGUUGGUUACGGGAAAAUAUUCAGGAUGGACGCUAUAAAUGGCUCCUACGAUCCUGAUCAACAUAUUCAAGUAAAAAACAGUUUUUCUUUCAAAUGGAUGUGUAAAAUUAUCACCAGCGAGAACAUAACCUCUACAGAGUUAACAAAUAUUCUAAACAAUAUUACUGGUGGAACAUUUACGCUAGAUUCCAGAUUACUCGGGAAGAAUUUCAAAGGAGUUUUCAAAGUGGUUGCCUCAAAGGAUUCUCGAACAGCUACUUAUGAACAAACGUUGCAAAUUGUUGAUGGUACUCCACACACAUUGGAAAUUAGAUGUGUAGUGAACUGCAAGAAGCAAGUGAAUCCAUCGGGAGUACUCAGUCUGACUGGUAUUUGUGUGACGUGUAGAGAACAUGAGACUGUCAGCUACAAGUGGCAGUUGUUAAUCAAAGACAAGUUUAAAGACAGCUUCACAGAAGUCACUACGCUUUCGGAAAUGUCCACGACAGGAACUGAUAAUGCUAUCCUGGCAAUGAAAGAAGGUGUUUUGCUCGGAGGACAUACCUAUCGUCUAGAAUUUGAGGUGCAAGUUUACGGCUACGCAACCAGUGUAUCUGGAUAUCAGUUCCGGACGAAUUUACCACCUCAUGGAGGCAACUGUACUAUAUCGCCGACUUCAGGUUAUGUUCUAACAACCAAGUUUGAAAUCUCUUGUUUCGGAUGGAAAAACAGUAACGAAGAUGAUGAAGGUAACGACGAAAGCCUGUGGUACCGUUUCUUCUCACAGCCAGUUGGUGGAUCAGUAAAGCAGCUACUCUAUUAUGGCACAGACUCAUAUAUGCCGCGAUCUCAGUUUGGACUCGGACUUGAAAAAUAUAACUAUAUGGUGAAUGUUGGAGUUCGAGUUUCAAAUUCAAUGGGCUCAUACGUUGAAAUAUUUCUACAAGUACAAGUGAAGAACCCGGCAACUGAAAAGACCAGCCAAAACAAUUUCAUGAAUAAAUCAGAUGAGUAUGAACAAGAGUUCUCGUCUCUGCUCUCGACGGGGCGCGACCAGGAAGCCAAACAACUCGUCGUGGCGUUGGCAUCCAUUAUAAAUACAGACACUUUUCAGGGCAAGGACAAUACAGGGGACUCGUCGCCAGAAGUAUCAAAUAAUGACCUCAACGAGAAACCUUUGAAUAAUUCAGAAACAACAGACUCUUCUGGAGAAAAGAAAGAACAAAUAAUUCAGUUGCGAACUUUUGCAGUUGAGACACUGGCAAAAACAGCGCAACCCACAACUCUUGACUCUCUUCAACAAACAGCAAUGGCAUUUCGUGUUAUAACGCUAGAACCAAAUGAACUUUCUGAUAAAGCUCAGAGCAUUACAAUAUCUGCAAUGGAAAGUAUUGCUGACACAAUGGAAACGAUGGUUUCUGACUCGCGUAAUCAAGAUUCUCAGCAAAAUCUCCAAGCAAGUGAAGAUAUCAUAGUUAGCUUGACCAAUGUAUUGCAGUCGAUUGACAUCGAAAAUGAUAUUGCUACGAAGGAAGAUGUGAAAAUCGAUUCAGACGAACAAAAAGCAACAAACGAAAAGGAAAGUGAUGAAAAGGAGGAAAAUGCUAAUCGGAACUGGAAACCUAUCCACGAAGCAAUAACUGAUAAGACACGGAACAUUACUAACGCUGCUAUCAAAAUUACCGACAAAAUCAUCCGUAGUGUUCUUGCUAAUCGUAUGCCUGGCGAGCCUGCUGUAAAGUUAGAAUCGAAACUGUUCACAAUUUUAGGCGAACGAAAAACCCCAAAUGGUCUGAACAAUUCUGUGUUGGGAUCAGGUUGUGUGAAACUCCCAGAUGUUGACAAUUUGCUGCCAAACGGAUUGAAAGAUAAGUUUGUCGACACUAAGUUUCUUCGUGCUAAAUCGAAUCCAUACAGGUGGGAUCCAACUUCAAUGUACAUAAACUCGGAUGUCGUGUCUCUCGAUUUGUACAGCUCAGAUGGAUCAACCAUACAAGUAUCCAACAUUUCUCAAGAUAUUUCCUUUGACAUCGAGGUCAAAUAUGACUCACCCCUUUCGUCAGUGACCCUGAAUUCAACUUUCAACAAAAGCAUAUCAAUACAUUCAUUGGAAGUCCCAACAGUAGAGAAUAGUUUAUUAUUAUUAGUCAAACCAGAAUCCGCCAAUGUCAGCCUAGAUGUGUUAAUACGUCACAAGCUUCCACCAACAGACACAGAAUAUGAUUUAUUUUUCACUGUACCAAUCCAACCAUCCAAUGACCAGAAUACAUCUGACUCUGAUUACACAGUGUUUGUUACUUCUGAGCAAGUGAAACAACUGGGAAACGGAACUUAUUUUAUAGGAAUAAGACCAUUUUCGGAACUCACUGAACAAUCGGUUGAUGAUUAUUAUGAUGCCUUAGAAAUGGCUCCAGCUGAAAUGGCUCAAGAAAAUAUCACUGCUGACCCUUUUCCGAGCUAUCAGUUUCGGUUUAUUGUAUCUGGGUGUCGUUUCUGGGACGUCAAACAAGAGAAAUGGUUGACCAAGGGGUGCAGGGUGAGUCCUGAGUCUACAAGAAAAUACACACGCUGUCUAUGCAAUCACCUGACGUCUUUCGGGGCAGAUUUCAUCGUCCCUGUCAACAAAAUUAACUUUGACACUGUGUUUCUCAAUUUGGAUGAGAAGAUAAAGGAUAACUUUGCUGUUCUGGCUAUGCUUUGCUCAGUAUUCUCUCUAUAUUUUAUGCUCAUCAUUUGGGCUCGACGUCAAGACAAACGCGAUCUUCUUAAGUGGGGAGUAGUCCCUUUGAAGAGCAACAAGGCAAACGAUUGCUAUUUUUACACAAUAACCGUAUUUACAGGAGUGCGCAAAGGGGCGGGCACACUAUCCCGCAUCGGUUUUGUACUUACUGGAGAGCUUGGUGACACAGGUAUCAGACAGCUGGUGGACGAGAAGGAGUCAAAAGUCUUUAGUCGCGGUAGCAUCAAUUCAUACUUGCUAGGAGUACCAAAAUCUCUUGGUCCAUUAACUUAUCUUCGAAUUUGGCAUGAUGCCUCUGGAAAAGGAGAGCAUGAAAGUUGGUACCUUCGGAAGGUUCACGUUAAAGAUUUACAGUCAUCUAAAACUUAUGUUUUCCUAUGUAAUCGUUGGUUGGCUGUGGAAUAUGACGAUGGUUUAAUCGAGCGUGUUUUACCAAUGGCCGCCCCUCAAGAUAUUAAAACUUUCCAAAAUUUGUUCUUCUCCAAAACUCACAAGAGUUUCUCCGAUGACCAUCUUUGGUUGUCUGUUUUCAUGCGUCCAACUCGCAGUAAUUUCACACGUGUACAGCGAAUUUCUUCGAUACUUUCCGUGGUACUAAUGACCAUGCUUGCCAAUGCAGUGUUCUACAAAAGUGGUUCAGAAGCUACAAAAAGCAAAUAUGAGGUCACCAUAGUAGGAUCGGCAUCUAUCAAUUUACAGGCUUUAUAUAUCAGUUUCAUAAGCUGUUUGAUUGUACUCCCAGUUAACAUUGCUGUAGACCAGCUAUUCAGAAAAAGUAGGCCCAAAACCAAUUUAGUUCGCAGCAUCUGGGGAAAGCAACUUGAACAGACGAAGCAGCAACCGAAUACCAACCAGUUAAACACUCCGAAUAUUUUACCUGAGAAAGCUAAGAGUAGCUUAGAUGUCAAAAUGGCCGAACAAUUAAGGGCUACUUUAGCAUUAUAUUCCAGGACACCCACAGUUCUGUGUGAAGACAAUCAAGCACAAUUUCAAGCUCUAUCGCCGGCUUUUCCAAUGCCAUCACACUUUUCAAACAGUGAGAUUGAUUCUAUAAGGGAAACUUAUAACUUCAGUAAAGAAACAAUGUCUUCGAAGAAACAGGCAACGUGUUCGAAAGACAGCCUACCUCAUGGUUGCAUCUACAUCGGCUGGCUGCUGGUUUUUGCCAAUAUCGGAACAUCAGCAUUUUUAACGUUUUCCUAUAGCAUGGAAUGGGGUAAAGAAAAGUCCAACGCUUGGUUGACAUCUAUGUUCAUGUCGCUGGGAGAGAGUAUCACGGUCAUACAGCCAACUAAGAUUGUUAUUCUGUCUUUGAUUACUUCGUUGCUGUUGAAAAAACCCGAAGAAGAAAACUACGAGGAAAAGAAAGGACAGGAACGUCUUGAUGGUGCCAAAAGCCCUAUUGGUAACGAUCAAAUUGGAGUUCGUAUCGUCACUGACCUUCACAACGAUGAGGAAUUAGUAGAUUAUCAACCAGAGAAAGAGUCGAUAAAUGCGACACCAAUUUAUACUCCAAAUAAAGAAGCACUGGAAAAACUACGCCAGAAUCGACUAACGGACAUAAAGAUGAAACAGCUAAUUAAAGACAUGUGUUUUUACCUAACCUAUUUGGUUCUCCUAAUUAUUUUGGCAAGUAACAACCGAGAUCCGCGUUCGUACAUUAUCAAAGACACAUUGCUCAAUGUUCUUCAAGCGAAACACUUACCGAAGGUCAUUCGAUAUGCUCAGUUCUGGAAAUGGGCCAAAGGAGUCGUUGUACCACAGACCUAUACAUCAACUUUGGCGAACGGUAAGAAUGCUACUCCGCAAGACUUCCAAAUGCUAUCCUGUGGAGCAGGAUACCGUGUGGGACCGGUGCGUUUGAGACAGCUGCGUGUUCGUGCAGGAAAAUGCCAUACUCUCUCAAAAUUCUAUACUACCAGAGAAAAUUGCAAUCGUGAUUAUUCAUUUCACACCGAAGAUACGACAAAUUAUACUACAAGCUGGAAGGAAUUACAACACGGAGACAAACCAAUAAAAUUGCCAUUAAAUUCCGGUUGGCGAUAUCGACACUAUACUGAAAUUGGCGGAAUUCCCAUUGUAGGAGAAAAGGCUGUCUAUAGUAGUAAUGGUUAUUGUAAAGAUCUGACUGGAAGUCCAAGUAGAGCCAUGGCAGCACUUGAUGAACUGAUAAAGUUACGUUGGCUUGAUAAUAAUACAAGAGCAAUAUUUGUCGAAUUCACUCUGUACAAUCCCAAUAUCAACAUGUUUACUACAGUCACGGUGAUGUUUGAAACUCCGACCUUGGGUGGAAUGGCGUCUAACGUGAUUAUAAACACUUUUCGAUUAUAUCCGUAUACUGGCAAUUACGGGAUUUUCAUUUUGGUUGUGGAAAUUAUUUGUGUCAUUUUCAUUAUCAUUUUCAUCGAGCAGAAAAUCCAGACGGUUCGACACUUGCAAAGGAAGUGUUUCAGUGAUUUCUGGAACGUCCUUCAGAUACUCAACUUGUGUUUCUCUAUCAUAGCAACAACCACGUAUGUGAUGCGCCAUCUAUUCACCAUUUCGGCUAUAAAGACCGUAAAGAAAUUAAGAGGAGAUUUCUACAAUUUCCAGCAACUUUCUUUCUGGAGCGACGUCUUUACAAUAUUCCUCGCCUUGGCCGUCUUCCUCACGAUUUUGAACGUGAUUCACCUGUUACGCUUCAAUCGAAGAAUGUCCAUGCUGUCGCAGACUCUCCGGCAAUCAUCUAAAGACUUGUUUGCUUUCUCAUUCGUUUUUGCUGUGCUGUUUUUCUCUUAUGCAUGCGUUGGUUACCUCUUAUUCGGGAAAGUUAUCACGAGCUAUUCAAGCAUUUCGAUAAGUAUAAUGACUCUGUUUAUGUCUAUCUUGGGACAGUACCAAUAUGAAUCAGUGCAAGCAGUCAACCGCAUCCUGGGACCAAUGUAUUUCUUCUCGUGUACUAUGCUAGUUAAUUUUAUUCUAUUUAGUGUUUUUAUCACGAUACUGAACGAAUCAUUCUCACUGGUACGAAGUAAUAUAUCGAAGCAGAUAAAUGAUUAUGAAAUAAUUAACUACUUUCACGAAUAUGUCACGAAGUGGAUUGGUACAGAUCAUGAUCACCUUUUCAAUAAACUUCUAAAUAAAAAAACCGAUAUCGAGGUGACGUGUGUAACAGACAGCACAAACAAAAUGAAUAAACCAAAUGAAGAGGCACAUGAGAAAGAAAAUAUCGACUUAAAAAUUCAAGACAUCUUCAAACGGCUUGACACCCUCUAUUUGCAAAUAGAGGCACAAAGACAUUGAAUAUCCCCCAACUUAAGCCUCUCCAAUUUUCUUGCAAAUCUGAAAGGCUGACAGUUAAUAUCAGACAACAGCUGUGUCUUAUAACUGAUGCUGUAUUCUAAAUAUAAGUAUUGAAGAGCAUGAUCCUACUGUUGUCACAAUACAAAUUAACUACAUAUAUAUAAACAUGUGUAUAUAUAUAUGUGUGUGUGCAUGUGUGUAUCACGUAUGAACGUAUUAUAAUCAAGCAAGUUGUACAUGUCAAAAGUCUAAGUACUCAACAUAAUGAACAUAAAAUUAUAUAUAUAU